Molecule: messenger RNA, 2651 nt
Organism: Sarcophilus harrisii (Tasmanian devil)
Lineage: Eukaryota; Metazoa; Chordata; Mammalia; Dasyuromorphia; Dasyuridae
Gene: CRELD2
Product: cysteine rich with EGF like domains 2
Exons: 10
Coding region: 229-1323 (364 amino acids)
Molecular function (GO): calcium ion binding
Source: RefSeq, a predicted model, not a curated record
UCCUCCUCUCCCCUCGGUGAUCCCGGAUCCCUCCUCCUUCCCCUCGGUGAUCCCGGGCCCCUCCUCCUUGCCCUCAGUGAUCCCGGACUUCUCCGCUGACCCGGCUCCCCGGCUCCCUGUUGGACUCGGACUCCUCCUUUCUCCUCUCCGGAUCCCGGAUCCCUCCUCCUUUCUCUCGUCCCCCCCCCACCCUCCCCGCGUCCCUUCCUGGCCCCCGCUGCCCGGACCAUGCGCCCGCCCGGGGGCCCCCGGGGUCAGAGGCUCCGGCCCCUGCUCGGGCUCGGCCUCCUGCUCUUGCUGUCCCGGGCCUCCCUCUCAGCCGCCCCCUCCUCCCCGCACAACCACAAGCCGUGCACGGUCUGCAGGAACAUCGUGGAUCAGUUCUACAAGGGCUUGGCAGAUACCGAAAAGAAAAACUUUGGUGGUGGAAACACAGCUUGGGAGGAGAAGACGUUAUCGAAAUACGAGUCUAGUGAAAUCCGGCUCCUAGAAAUCAUCGAAACCCUGUGCGAGAGCGACGCUUUCGAUUGUAACAAUAUGGUGGAAAAUAACGAAGAACACCUCGAGGAUUGGUGGUUCAACCAGAAGAAGAACUACCCCGACUUAUUUACGUGGUUUUGUGUGGAAACUCUAAAAGUGUGCUGCCCUCCUGGAACCUAUGGCCCAGAGUGCCUCGAGUGUCCCGGGGGGUCCAAGCGGCCAUGCGGGGGAAAUGGCUAUUGCAACGGCGACGGGACUCGCGGCGGGGACGGCAAGUGCAAGUGUCACCUGGGCUACACGGGGCCACUGUGCAUGGACUGUGUGGAGGGCUACUUCAGCACCUGGAGGAACGAGACCCACUCCGUCUGCAUAGUGUGUGACCGAGCCUGUAAGAACUGCACCGGCCCGACCGCCAGCGACUGCGGAGAGUGUGAAGUCGGCUGGGUCUGGAUGGGAGAUACCUGCGGAGAUGUGAACGAGUGCGCGGCAGAAACUCCUGCUUGUGACGAGGGCUUCUACUGCCUCAACAACAACGGCUCAUACUCCUGCAAAGAGUGUGACCCCAGUUGUUCGGGCUGUGAGGGCGAGGGCCCGGAACACUGCAUCAACUGUACAGCCGGUUAUGCACAGGAAGAUGGCGCCUGUCGAGAUGUAGAUGAGUGCUCCCUCCCGGAGAAGGCGUGUGAACAGGAGCACCAGAAGUGCUUCAACACUCCAGGCAGCUAUGCCUGCGCCUGUGCCGAGGGCUUCCAGGAGAAAGACGGCACCUGUGUGCCCUCCGAAGACACCCCGGAAGAUGAAGAACCAAAGGAAACUCCAAAACCGUCCCACGAAGACCUGUGAGCCGCCUCCCCAAACCCAAGACCUGAUCGCCAACGUAAAUUAUUCAAACGAAAACAGCCUUUGGUGGGAAUCCCCCAGAAAUCUCAGCCACCCACCGGAUCAUCGAGCACCUGACCACCUGCCCACAUUGGGGGAGAAAACCUUCAUUGGGACGGGCCCUUUCUAAAGCUGCGUUUUCUCUUGUUCAUAAAGAACUAUAUUGUCGUAUAUUUUGAUAACUAUUCUUUGUAAUAAAACUGACUAUGGAAGGUGGACCAGAAUAGAAGGUUAAGUGUAUUUACUCACUAAAAGACCAACCAAACUUAAAUUCCCAAAUCCCAGAUUUUGGGGGGAAAAAAAGUCUCUAUGGGAUUCACUUUUGGCCUCUUCCUUGGCAGUUGGGAAGAAAGCAAAUGGAUGAUGCCGAGCGCCAUGUUGGGCAAUUUUGUGCCAUUCCCCAGUAAAGUGGUUCUUGAUAUAAAUUCACAUUUUUUACUUCACACUUGCCCAUUGGAGUAUUUGAUGGGCUGUUAAGGCAGUGGGUAUUUAUAAUGUUCCCUAACAACAGGUACCAGCCGUUUUUUCUAAAAUUUUUAUUAAUUUUUUUUUUUACAUUUCCAUAUUUUUUUCUAGUCUCUCUCCCAAACAGGCAUUCAUAUAACAACUAAUACCUUUUAGAGAUAAAAAGAGAUGAAGACUCAACACCACUGAUCAUUGGAAAAAGCCUGGAAACAUUCAGUGUAUGAGCACCUUCCAUUGUCAUGAAGGCUGAAUUUGGGGGCCUCCUCUCAUCGCUCCGUUCAAGCCCUGGUUGAGCUUUAUCAUUUUGUUAUCUCACUUCUGAUUUUCGGAAAUGUCGUUCUCGCCAUUGACACGUAGAGUGCUUUCUUGACUCUGCUGAUUUCCUUCUGCAUCAGUUCAUAGAGGAGGUCUUCUAAAGGUAUCUCUCUUCACAUUCAUCAUUUCUUAAUAGUAUUUUAUUUUUUCAAGUACACGCAGAGAGAGUUUUCAACAUUCACCUUUGAAAAACCUUGCGUUCCAAUUUUUUCCCCCUCUAUCCAUCCCUUUCUGCAACCCGAGACAGCAAGCAAUGUGAUACAGGUUAAACAUGUAUGAUUCUACAUGCAUAGUUUCUUGUAACAGGAAUAUUCCAUUCCAUACUCGGUCAUUCUCCAAUCAAUGGGCAACUAUUUUGUUUCUAAUUCUCUUGAUAUCACAAAAAGUGCAGCUACAAAUAUUUUGGUGUAUAUGGGUCCUUUUAUUGAUAGCUUCCUUGGAGUGUGAACCCAGUAAUAAAGAGUCUCUGGGUCAAUGGGUGUAGAUCUUUUAGUCCUUUUCUUUACAUAUUU